GGAAGCUUCCCUUGUUAGGUCUGUGACAAGCGUAGAAAAGUUUCAUCAACAGCCGCCAUUUUGCUACGAUUUUCAGAGGAAUAUUCAACUAAAAGGAUAUUUAUUUACCUCUGUAAACUGCUCAAGAAUUAGUUGAAGCAGACUGUAUGUAAAAUGUAUUCUUUUGGCUGUGGUUAGACACUACCUUUUUGGAAAUUAUGUCCCGUUAUGAUGUAACGGGAAGCACCUGAUCGAGCCAGUGUAUUUCGUGAAGAAGCGCGUUUUGUGUGUGAGCCUUGAAGGAUAUACCGACCGAUAGUUUGUAUUCAAGAAGAUAAUAGGAUGACUUAGGUAACAGUGGGGAUAACACUUUCCAGAGAAUCUGAACUCAUAAAUUGGCUGCAUAAUGUUUGCAGUGUUAUUGUAUCGUUAAUAUUAUAUGUACUAAUUUAUUGUAUUAUUUACCGGCACGGCUAAACUCAUGAUGGCCGACCAUUUGGUGGAAGGAGGCCCACCAAACAAACGGCCGAAGAUGUCAUCAGUGGUAACACCUAGUGAAAAUUCUGAAUUUUUUGGUCUUCUUGACGACCUACAAAACGACCUGAUUGAACAAAGUGGAGUUGGAGAUAACACUGGAAAUAAUCCAACCGGAGUUGAAAAUGAGUCGAAUGGCACGAUUCAGACGUCGGUGCCCUCAGUACAGGACACUCCAUCAGACACAAUUAAGAAAAACAAGCAACUUUCUCAGCUGCUAGCAACUCCAGCGAGAACUGUCGGGGGUGUGUCCUCCAAUACUUCUAAUUCCAAUGUGAAUGCAAACUCUGGUACUAGCCCAGCUCCAACCCAAAUGCACCCAGCUCAUUCUGUUAAUGCUAGCCCUAAUAUGAACAGUGCAAAUAGUCCUAUGCCUAAUAAUAUGAAUUCACCUAGACCACCGAGUGUGGGCUUGCCUAACGCUGGCCAGCAGAAAACUAAACUGAAUAUGGCAGGCAUGAUCAAUUCAAGCAUGACGAACACGAUGGUGUCACCGACCACGACGAAUGUGGCUACUGCAAGCCAAGGAGGCGUAUUAAGUGGAAGCGUGAACAAGGUGAAACCCUUAAUUAUGAACGGCCCAUAUCAAAUGAGUAACAACAUGAACAUAACACAACAAGUAAAUAGGACUGCAAAUGUCAGUGCUGGUGGUAUAUUGUCAAAUUCUAAUAUCUUAGCCAAUACCAUGUCACAAGUUCCUCAGCCACAGCAGCAUAGUAUGGGUAACAUGCAAAGUAUGACUGUUAAUCCAGCAGCCAUGGCCAAGGUUGGAAUGCCAGGCAACGCUGGGCAGAUGGGUCAACAGGUCAGCAACAGUCCAUUUCACUUUUCCUCUGCUUCCAAUGUAGUACCAGCUAUGAAUAUGAUGCAGUACUCAUUUGCCAGUACCAUCACUACGUCCACCAUGAUGCCGAAUAUGAACAUGCAGGCUGGUAUGACCGGGAACAUGCCGGGCAAUGUUGCCGGGAAUAUGGCAGGAAUGGUGGGGAACAUGGUGAGUCGAAAUCCAGGCAAUAUGACCGGCAAUUUCGGCAACAUGUCGACGGGCAAUAUGGGUAACAGUAUUAACAGCGGGCUCGGGGGCGUGAUGACCGGUAACAUGACGACGCCACAGAAUAUGGCGGGCAACAUGACUGGUGGGAUGACUACAAAUAUACAGGCAGCUCAAAGAAUGGCCAAUGAUAUGGGAGGUAACCUCAAUCCGGCUGGUACUGUCGGAAUGACCAUGCCUCAAACUCAACCGGCUGGAAUGGGCCAGAAUGCAACUCAGACGCCAACGGCUGAUCCUGAAAAGCGUAAGCUAAUUCAGCAGCAACUGGUUCUCCUACUGCACGCACACAAGUGCCAACGGCGGGAAAGCCAGGCCAACGGAGACAUCAAGCAAUGUUCGCUUCCACACUGUAGGACAAUGAAAAAUGUCCUCAACCACAUGACGCACUGUCAGGCUGGCAAAAAUUGCACAGUACCUCACUGUGCAUCAUCUCGUCAGAUAAUCUCGCAUUGGAAGAACUGCACUCGCAGUGACUGUCCUGUCUGCUUGCCUUUGAAAAAUGCAUCGGACAGAUCGCGGACGCAAGCUGCCCAGUUGUUAAAGCAAGCUGCCGGUAAUCCAGCUAUGGGACCGAAUCCACCGCCGAGCUCACAUAUGAACCAGACGUCGAUGUUACAGCAGGAAUCUAUUGCACGGACGUUGGAUCGGCUAGGAUUGAGAAAUACAGGCAUGACGCCAAAUGAUGUCCUGAGUGCGACUGGAAACCUUGCAUCUAUGACUGCAGCGAAGUCGCAGCCAUGGCAUAGCCAUGUCACUCAGGAUCUUCGUAAUCAUUUGGUCCAUAAAUUAGUUCAAGCAAUAUUCCCCUCCCCUGACCCUGCAGCUGUUAAAGAUAGACGUAUGGGGAAUCUAGUAGCAUAUGCACGCAAAGUUGAGAAAGAUAUGUAUGAAACAGCUAGCAGCAGGGAAGAGUAUUAUCAUCUUCUGGCUGAGAAAAUUUAUAAAAUUCAAAAAGAACUGGAAGAAAAGCGGAUGAAACGGAUACAGGACCAGACCCAGACUGGUUCUCCUCAGCCUCCUACACCAUCUCAGGUGCCUUCCCUUCAAGCUACACAAAAGAUGCUGUCCUCGCAUACUGUUCCUUCUAGAAUUGGCAUGAUGAAUGGUCCAACAGCAGUUCCUGGACAAACUGGUGGGCCAGUUGUGAUGCCGGCCAAUCGUGUGAACUCGCCAGCAUCUUCUCAAGCAAACCAAAAUCCAUUCGCAAACUUCCCACAGAUACCUUCAGUAAUGCCACAACAGCAAGGCCUCACAAGUCCAGUAUCCAUGCCCCCACCUCGACCCCAGAUGCAACCUCCUAUGACAUCGCCAAGUCAAACAGCAACUCAAAAUAACUUAAUUCAAUCAGUGAUGCCAAUUACAGGUAACAACAGCCUACCCAGCCAACCAAUACCAUCUCCAACAAUGUCUCAGAGUAGUGUGGGCUCAUCCCACAGUGCAUUGCCCCAUGCUCCGGUAGGCAAUGCUGGUGCUAGUAAAGGGGUGGGAGACAACGGUGGUACCAGUACAGCGCAUAGUGGCGGUAAAGUCUUGCCCAGCGCAUUAUCUGGAGUCACGAUGGACAAUGCAACCGCAAUCAGUUCUGACACAGUGUCAACGGAUGGCAAAUCUGAGGGAUUGUCACGAGGCAAGAGCAACCCACCAUCAGUCACUGACCAGCACCUGUCCAACGACACAGUGGACAAGCCGUUUAUUAGCCCCUCCAUUUCAAGUGACAAAUCCAACAUCACUCAAAUCAAAUCUGAACCGGGCUCCACUUCAGGGGAAACCUGCUCAAUGGGUAUUGUGAAGAUGGAGAGCGAGCCUUCAACGCCUUCCAACAGUAAGGGCGGCAGCACCGGUGCCAAAGGCGGUGGUGCUGCUGCAGCAAAAGGUGGUGCAUGUACAUCCGCUGUGACCCCUGUCAAAGUUAAAACAGAGGAUAACUCGGAUGAUACAAAAGCUAUUAAAACAGAGAGUGGUGCAGUAACAGCAAAGGUUCCGCGAAACAAAAAAGAAUUUAAACCUGAUGAGCUAAGACAAGCAUUGAUGCCAACUCUUGAGAAGCUAUUUAGACAGGACCCAGAAUCACUACCCUUCCGCCAACCAGUUGAUCCAAAGUUCCUCCAGAUUCCGGACUAUUUUGAUAUCGUAAAACGUCCGAUGGAUCUGUCCACGAUCAAGAGGCGACUUGAUACUGGACAGUAUACAGACCCGUGGCAGUACGUAAAUGAUGUCUGGCUGAUGUUUGAGAACGCCUGGCUGUACAACCGUAAAACCUCCAGAGUUUAUAAGUACUGCGCUAAGUUAGGAGAAGUGUUUGAAAUGGAGAUUACUCCAGUUAUGCAGAAGCUUGGAUUCUGCUGCGGUACUAAGCAUGUUUUCCAUCCUCAAGUUCUUGUUUGUUAUGGGAAGCAACUUUGUACAAUUCCAAGAGAUGCAACAUAUUUUACGUAUCAAAAUAGCUCAUCGGGUAUUGGCAUUCUCUCUGACAGAUAUCACUUCUGUGAGAAGUGCUUCGCCGACAUUUCUACCGACCAUGUAUCAUUAGGAGAUGAUCCAACUCAGUUACAACAGACAAGCAUCAAGAAGGACCAGUUUACCAAGAUGAAAAAUGAUGCUCUAGAUCCUGAACCAUUUGUUGACUGCAUGGAGUGCGGGAGAAGGCUGCAUCAAAUCUGUGUGCUGCAUAAUGACACAAUUUGGCCAGAAGGCUUCACCUGCGAGAAUUGUAAGAAAACAAAAGGAAUAAAAAAGAAAGAACACAAGUUUGUAUCCAAAAAGCUGCCAACAACCAAAUUAGGUACACAUCUUGAGAAUAGGGUCAAUAAAUAUCUUCGGACACGGUGUUCGGGGGCAGGGGAAGUUACCAUCAGAGUGUUAUCAAGUUCUGACAAAAUGGUUGAAAUUAAACCUGGAAUGAAAUCUAGAUUUUGUGAUACAGGAGAAUUCCCAACGGAUUUUCCUUACCGUGCCAAAGCCUUAUUUGCAUUUGAAGAGAUUGAAGGUGUCGAUGUGUGUUUCUUUGGUAUGCAUGUUCAAGAAUAUGGUGCAGAUUGUCCGCAACCAAACAGUCGGAGAGUUUAUAUUGCCUACCUAGAUAGUGUACAUUUCUUCCAACCUCGUGCUUACAGAACGGCUGUUUAUCACGAGAUUCUUAUAGGCUAUCUGGAAUAUGUCAAAUGUAUAGGGUAUGAAUGGGCUCACAUUUGGGCUUGUCCACCCAGUGAAGGGGAUGACUACAUCUUUCAUUGCCACCCCACGGAACAGAAGAUCCCAAAACCCAAGAGGCUCCAAGAAUGGUAUAAGAAGAUGCUAGACAAAGCUAUUCAAGACAAAGUAGUAAUUGAUUACAAGGAUAUCCUGAAAUCUGCAUUAGAUGAUGGGCUUACUGGUGCCAAUCAGUUGCCAUACUUUGAAGGUGAUUUCUGGCCAAACGUCCUUGAAGAAAGCAUCAAAGAACUGGAUCAAGAGGAGGAAGAACGACAGAAGGCUGCAGAGGCGGCAGCAGCUGCCAGUGCUGCUGUUGAUGAGAGUCAAACCGGGAAUAAGAAAAACCAGAAGAAUCAGAAAAAUCAGAAGAAAGCCAAGAAGAACAAAAAUAACCCCAGGACAAAGAACAACAAAAAGAGCAACUUUCCUCAACAAGGCAGCGACUUAUCUCAGAAACUUUUUACCACCAUGGAAAAACAUAAAGAGGUUUUCUUUGUUAUCCGCCUCUGCGACAACCCUGGUCAGAACACUGAGCCUAUUCAGGAUCCAGAUAGCUACAUCAGCUGCGACUUGAUGGAUGGACGUGAUGCCUUCUUGACGUUAGCUAGGGACAAACACCUUGAAUUUUCUUCGUUAAGACGAGCCAAAAACUCUACUAUGGUCAUGCUUGUAGAACUACACAACCAAGGCCAAGAGAAGUUUGUCUAUACUUGUAACCAUUGUAAAAAUCAUGUUGAAACAAGAUACCACUGUCUGGUUUGUGAUGAUUAUGAUCUCUGUGUACCUUGUUAUGGUAAACUUGGACAUGAACAUAAAAUGGAGAAAUGGGGUCUUGAGAUUGAUGUGGAUGGAGGAAAGGGUGGUAUGCGAAAUCCACAGGAUGCACGCAAAGAAUCCAUUCGCAGAUGCAUCCAAUCGUUGGUUCAUGCUUGCCAGUGUCGUGAUGCUAAUUGUCGCAUGGCAAGUUGCCAGAAAAUGAAACGUGUUGUACAACAUACAAAAAGCUGCAAAAGAAAAACUAAUGGAGGCUGUCCUAUAUGCAAACAGCUUAUUGCGCUGUGCUGUUAUCAUGCAAAACAUUGCUCAGAGCAGAAAUGCCCUGUACCAUUCUGUGUAAAUAUUAAGCACAAGUUACGUCAACAACAGUUACAACAGAGACUUGAGCAGGCGCAAAUGUUGCGUCGGCGUAUGGCUGCUAUGCAGGCCCAGACUGCCCCCUCGGUUAUCCCGCAAACACAGGUUACUAAGCCAUCAGCAGGUGCCAUUCAGUCGAGUCAGGAGGUUGCAGCUAAACCUGCUCCUCCUGUUCCUCAACAAGUCCAACAGCCUCAACAUCCGGCCAGCAUGGAUCCACAAUCUGGCAUGAAGCCCCAACUAGUUCCACCAGUCGGUGCAAUCAGAGCCGCCCACGAAGUGCAGCAGGCAGCAAGGGAGGCAUCAUUAAGAGGGGCUCCUAACGCAAUGAGACCAACAGGAAAGCCAAUGCAGAACCAACUAGGAGGUCACAUGUCGCAGAUGACCACCCCACAACAGCCACAGCAACAACAGCAGCAACAGGUCCUGUUCACCAUGCAGCAGCAACAACAGCUGGCACUCAAAAAUCAUAGUGCUGCCAAUCCUAUGAUGCAACAGCAAAUGGAUUGGCAGCCACAAAUGGCUAAUCCAAACAUGCAGCAAAUGUCUACCAUGCAGUCUAUUCAGAAUAAUCCUAAUGUGCGUAUGCCAAUGCAAGGUACAAUGCAGCCUACCAUGCAAGGUGGUAUAAUGCAGCGACCUAACUUUUCACCACAACUUUUGCAGCAACUUCUUCAGACUCUGAAAUCACCAUCCUCGCCUCAGCAGCAGAAGCAAGUGAUGAGCAUCCUAAAAUCAAAUCCAUUACUUAUGGCCGCGUUCAUUAAGAGAUCUCAGCAGCAGCAACAAGGUUUGCCACAGCAAGCAGGACAACCACAGCAACAAUUUCCACAGCAACAACAACAGCAGCAACAACAGCAGCAGCAGCAGCAACAACAGCAACAGCAACAGCAGCAGAGGCAACAGUGGUUGCGGCAACAGCAGCAGCAGAGGAUAAUACAAGCCCGUCUUGCAAGUCAACAGACUCAAAUACAGUCCCAGAUGCAGCCUCAGAUGCAGCAGCAACAGCAACAGAUGCAGGCGCAGCAGAUGCAGCAGAAUACUCAAAUGAAUCCAUUUAACCAAGCACAGGUUCAGUCACAGCUGCAGCAACAAAGACGCAACCAACAACAGCAGCAGCAGUUGAUGUUGCAGUUACAUCAGCUGCAGCAAGGUAACAAUGUAAACAUGCAAGGUGCCAAUAAUCUCCCAUUUCAACAAAUGCUUCAAAAUCAACAAAUGCAAAACCAAGCAAAGGGUAUGGUGCCAAGUCAACAGCAACCAAUGAUAGGGGGCCGAUCCCCUCAACAAGUUAUGCAACAAGUCAGGUCGCCGCAAACAAUGGCUACCGCGGCAAAUUCGCUAGGGCAGGUGCGGUCUCCGAAUCCUCCGCCGAGGCCGCAGUCUCAACCAGUGCCUUCACCAAGGACUCAUUCUGCACAGCAAUCUCCCCACCCUGCGUCCCAAACGCACUCCCCGCACCCUGGUGGUGUUGUUCCUGAUGCCAUGCAAACUGACCAGAGCAUGCUAUCACAAGCCCCGGGUAUGAGCCAGCUACAAAGUCCAGCUACCAACCCAACGUUAGGCCAACAAGGAGACCAGGACUUAGGGGCAAUGUCAAAUCAGGACCAAUUAUCACGACUGGUUGACCAGUUAUAAAAUCUUUAGUAUAUAAAACAAAGGACUUGUAGUAAUUGUUAAUACUGAACAGAAAAAGUAAUUAAAUUGAAAAUAACUUUGUAUUCCUAUCUGAAAAAAAUCAUCUCUUUUUCAGAACAAAAAGUACAAAAAAAAUUUGAGAAAAGAAUGUAAGUUUUAUUAUUGAUAUUUUAUUUUAUAUUUCCAUUGUCAUUCCUUAUGAUGUAUUGACAAAUCAAGACAAGGUUUCAAAGAAAUAUGGAAUACUUGUAAUGUUUUAACUUGUCUGAAAAAUGGUAUUGGAAUUUUGUAGCUAAGAAAACUUUUCAAAAUAAUAUAUCAGUUUGUAUAGGUAGGAUAAUGAUGGGGUCAUGGUGACCUUUCAUGAAAAUGCUUCAUGUAGAAUUAUAGACAUUUUCAAGAUGCAAAGAAUUAACUUCUGUUGGGGAUUAUUUCUUAUAUUUUGUUCCUCGUGUUCUAGGAUGUUAUACUGUGAUCGCUGUAAAACAAGGGAGUUAAUCCUGAAUCGGAGCAUAUCCCCUGCAAAAUAAUCGUAGUCAAGUGACGUGCAUUGUUUAUUAUGUUCUCUUUUGCUUUAGUAAUUGUAGAUGGGAAAUCAUGUCAAAAAACUAAAAUAAUGAUAAUAAAAUUAUGAUGAUGUUUAAGGAAAAUGUGAAAUUGAUGUACAGAGGUACACACAUAUGUGUUAUUUCCUACUUAUUAUUAUAUGAUAUCAAUAAAACUAUCGUAAUAGAUGUGUGCACAUUUUUCCAAUUUUAAAUCGGAGCUUAAGAGAUGUAUGUGUUACUGUCACCAUGCUUGCUGCUAUGAGGUAGAAGGCAUAUUUUUCAACUCAACAAAAAUGCUAUGAUUAAGGAGAGAGAGUCAAUGAAAUGAGUUAACUCCCAUUCAAUUCUCCCGUGUGUAAAGAAUAACUAGAUGUACAUUUUUUAAAUGAAUUAAAACUUUGACAAAUGAA
Molecule: messenger RNA, 8486 nt
Organism: Anneissia japonica
Lineage: Eukaryota; Metazoa; Echinodermata; Crinoidea; Comatulida; Comatulidae
Product: CREB-binding protein-like
Exons: 27
Coding region: 461-7528 (2355 amino acids)
Biological process (GO): positive regulation of transcription by RNA polymerase II
Cellular component (GO): transcription regulator complex; nucleus; histone acetyltransferase complex
Molecular function (GO): chromatin DNA binding; protein binding; transcription coactivator activity
Source: RefSeq, a predicted model, not a curated record